AUGUUGAAAAGAGCCGUACAUCCUGGGGAUGUAUUGAGGGAUGAACUGGAGGAGAGAGGAGUAUCGCCGGCGAGUUUCGCCAGGCAGAUUGACGUGCCAGCCAAUCGCAUCAGCCAAAUUCUGGCCGGCAAGCGUGCGGUGACCGGAGACAGCGCCCUUAGGUUUGGCCAUUGGUUUGGCAUGGAGCCACAGUUCUGGCUGAACUUGCAAGCGCAGUACGAGUUGGCGGUCGCGGAACGGGUGGUGGGAGCAAAGAUACGUGCCCUGCCCACCGCUGCCGGCGGCGAGUAG
This is a messenger RNA of Geodia barretti, 291 nucleotides long. The record is from the annotation of a GenBank genome assembly. NCBI's taxonomy places the organism in Eukaryota, Metazoa, Porifera, Demospongiae, Tetractinellida, Geodiidae.